UUGUUAUCUGCGAGUGCAGGAUUUCAUCAAUAGGUCAUUUAAAAUUUAUUUGAUUGAAUUCAAAAAUUCUUUGAAGAAAAAACGCAUUAGAAGUUUUAACAUAGAAAGAAGCAAGUGGAAUAUUUCUACUAAGGAAGAAUAUUUUUGACAGAUAUUGCUGAUACUCAUAUUGCCUUUUGGAAGAUCCUUGUGAAACUCAUUAAUACCUUGAAAAAUUGUCAUCUUUGAGGCUUGUUCAACCUUAUCUGAUGUGUGAAAUAAGCAUUUAGCCCUGCAAUGCUAUGGCACUUGCGGCUCCAACGUCAUCUGUUGCGACUACUUCUGCUUCAUGUUUAUCAUCACCACAAUUGCCUUUAAUCAGGUUACAUGAAACUGUGGCCAAAAUAAAUAUGCCAACUGCUAUCAAUCAGAAUUCUUCCUCAGCUGUGUCAAGUGAACCUGUGUACAACUUAACUAUCAGUAAUGGUGAAAUUAUCCACACAUCCGGAACAAGUACAAUUCCCAAGAUUGCAGUUCCGCCAGUUGCUACUCUAGCAGUUUCCAGAGAUUUCAAGGCUGAUCCGGUAACAACAACUAGUCAAAAACCAAUUAUUGUUACUGUGUCUGGAAUGCCUGGAAUGACCGCUGGAAAGCAUCUGACUUCUGCAACUAAUGUGUUACCUACACCAUUGCUGUCUGCUCCUGUACAUAUGGUUGCACAACAUUUCACUACUGAAAAAAUACCAUCAUCUGGGAUUGUUACUCUUCCUACAAUGUCAAGAGUAGCCACUAACAUGAACCCAAUAUUGUCUAAUAAACAACGACAAACAUCACACAUAACUCCAUUGUUACCUGGAAGUAUUCUUACUUCAAAAGGUCAGAUUGUGAUUGCCAGUGGUAAUAGUCCUGUAAUUUGUUCUUCAGCAGCUUCUGUCAUGACAACAAUGUCAAAUAUUACUUUAAAUAGUAGCAUAGUGACUGUGACUCCAGUGAUAAUGACUUCAACAGCUCCCUUAGUUACAUUCUCUGGGAACUCUACUGUUACAUUAAACCCAGUCACUCAAGCUCAGGUUUUGUCCAAUCUUAUCCCAUCAAAUGUGAAGCCUCUGGCCUCAAACAACAAACUUGUCCAAACAUAUGUGAAAUCUUUAAAUCUUGCUGCAAGUCCUAAUUCAUAUCCUGUUGCUGUUCAGCCAGCUGCACUUGCACCUACUGCAAUUGCUUUAGCUACUGGUCCUCCACCGCAAUCUCAGCAACCGAUAGCACAAAUACCUGCAACAGUUUCCAUGCAGCAAUCUUCCAAAGAUCCAGAACCAGAGGCAAAAGAUCUUAAGUCUGCAGACAAUGAUGUGGUAAAACUAUUGAUUUGGAAGGAUGGGAUUGGAGAAUUGCCUGGCAGUGACUUGAAAUUUAAAUUGAAUGAGUUUGGGACUCUGGAAAUUUAUAAUGAAGAUCUUUCCAUUAAUUCCCUUACAAAAACAGUGAGAGAUGAAAGUACUACUACAUCGGAAGAGAAUUCGACUGAGGGCAGACAAAAGACAACCAAAAAUAAAGAAAUGUAUCAAGAUGAAAAUAGUGCUGAAAAGAUAUCUCAAAAUGGUGCCAAAGAUUCUAAUAUGGCAGAAGAAUUGUGCCGUUGUGAAAAUUGUGAAUGUUUUGGUCUAAAAAUAGAGUUUUGUAAAGCUGGAAGGUUUUGUAGUCAAUCCUGUAUGUCAUCCUUUGCCAAUAAGAAAAGUAAUAUAUUGAAAAGAGGAGCUGCUAAAGACAAAUUGAAGAAGAAAAAACUGAAAGUAGAUUCUGAGGAAACUGAAAUAAAAAAUGAUGUUAAAGAAGAUGCAAAAAGUGAUGAUAUGGAAUGUGAAGAAGCUGCAGAGCCUAAAAAAGCUGCAGAGCCUGAACCUAAGAAGAAAGAAUUUUCUUGGGAAGAAUACUUAAAACUGGAAAAGACCAAACCUGCUCCUGUUAAGUUAUUCAAAGAGGGCCAAACUUUUCCUACGAAUGCUAAUGGCUUUGUGAAAGAUAUGAAACUUGAAGGCAUAGAUCCUAAACAUCCAUCUUUAUUUUGUGUUUUAAGUGUUAGUGAAACAAAAGGUUACAGAGUACGACUGCAUUUUGAUGGGUAUUCAGAAUGUUAUGAUUUUUGGGUAAAUGCAGAUUCACCAGACAUUUUUCCUGUUGGUUGGUGUGAAAAAACGGGGCAUGAGCUUCGGCCACCUAAAGGUUUUACUCCUAAAGAAUUUAAUUGGGAGAAUUAUCUAAAGAUGUCAAAAGCUGAAGCAGCUCCCGAGCAUCUUUUUACUUGGGAAAGUCGGCCUGCUAAUCCACACUUUCGUCGUGGAAUGAAAUUGGAAGCAGUGGAUAAAAAAAAUUCCUCACUUGUGUGUGUUGCAACUAUAACAGAUGUUAUGGACAACAGAUUUUUAAUACAUUUUGAUGGUUGGGAAGAUGUGUAUGACUAUUGGGCUGAUGCAACAUCUCCUCAUCUCCAUCCUGUUGGCUGGUGUUCAGAAAACAAUCAGGUUUUAACACCGCCCAAAGAUACAAAAGAAAAUGCAACAUUUAAUUGGAACAAAUAUAUAGCUGAUACUAGAAGUACACCAGUUCCAGCUCGAGCUUUCAAACCUUGUCCACCAAAUGAAUUUGAAGUUGGUAUGAAACUUGAAGCUGUUGACAAAAGGAACCCUGGGCUUAUUAGGGUAGCUACUAUUGCUGAAAGAAAUGAUCAUAGUUUGCUUAUACAUUUUGAUGGUUGGUCUUCAGUUUAUGACUAUUGGGUUGAUGAUAAUAGUCCUGAUAUACAUCCUGUCAACUGGUGUUCUAAAACUGGUCACCCAUUGGAACCUCCAGCUAACCCUCGUACUCAAACUGGUCCGUGUCCAACACCAGGAUGCUUGGGACAAGGGCACAUAAAGGGUCCAAAAUAUACUUCCCACCAUAGUGCCUUUGGAUGUCCUUAUUCUCAGGCUAAUUUGAAUAAAGUUGAUACCUCAGGUCAAGAUAGAGUGACUGUUCCAAAAGAGCGUUUGAAUGAAUUCACAAAAAAGAUAUCUGACCAAGGAGGAACAACUGAUGGAUUAAGGCGUUGCCCUACACCUGGUUGCAAUGGAGUUGGACAUGUGAAAGGAAAAUAUUCAGUUCAUCAUAGAGUAUCUGGAUGUCCUCUGGCUGAAAAAAAUGCUUUAAAAAUGCAACAAAACACUUCAACAUCUUCAAAUCCAUCUACUUCUCGAACACCAACGCCACCUCCUGCAAUUUCUACUACGACUGUAACUAAUACAGAUCCAAAGCCUUUAGAUAACAUCAAAACACGGAAUGGAAUAGGAAGAGGGAAAAAGAAGUUCAAAGUAGCUGGUACUGGUAUGCGAGGAAGACCCCCAAAGCAUCUGACUGUUUUAAGACUCGAGGCAAUGAAAAAGGCAGAAGAAGCGAGAGAAAAGAAAAACAAUUUAGAUGAGAAAAUCCAUGAAUCUGUUUUCAAUGGUUCAUUGUUUGUCCCACCUAAGGAUCUGCCUCUUUCCUGGGAAUAUAAUGCACAAUUGAUUCCAGGAGUUUCUUCAAUUAAAGGGAGUGCAGUGAGACAGUGGUCAAUCAAUCAAGUUGCCAAGUUCAUAUCCUCUUUAAGAGGUUGUGAAGAUCUGGGAAAGGUUUUCCGAGAACAACUAAUUGAUGGUGAAGCUUUACUUGAAAUGACUCAAGCAGAUCUGAUCAAUAUUUUGAAACUAAAACUGGGACCAGCAGUAAAAAUUUUCAGCAGCAUUCAGUCUUUUAACCAGUCAGAGAAAUUGGAAUAAAUCGUAAACAUUUGGUGUGAUGAUGUUUUAUUGUUGUGUAUAGGUGUUGCUAAGGAUGUUGCUCAAGCCUCCUAAAUGUAGUUAAAUUUUUAGUCUCUGAAUUGCUCAAUGUCUGUUACCAGUAUUCGUCUGGUUGAACAGUGUUGUUGUAAAACUGUUGAAAAACUGUGCUUUGAAUUUGCAGUGUAUCUAUUUUAAGGAAUGCAGCAAUGUGCUUUGUUGAAAACUACGUAAUUUAUUUUUUUAUAUUAAAAACCAAAAUUAUCAGGCUGAAUGUGAGUAAUGUCAAACUUGAUUUAAGUUUAAGAUGCAUUUAUGGUUUAGGGCUGAAAAGAAGAAAAUUUGUGAGUCUUUAUUAUUGUGAUUCCAACCUUCCUAACAUUUAACUAAGUUGUAUAGCUUCAUCAAAAUUAUCUUACUGAUUUAAGAUUCUUAUAAUUGACUUGUGAUACUUCAUUUAUAAGCAUUUAAAAUAAUUUUGAUCAAAAAUUAUCCUUAAAAAAAUUUUUUUUUCAGGAAUUAUUUGAUGAAUAUUUCUUAUUUUUAGUUGUCAAUGUUCUGUACAUACAUUUGCAAGAUUUUGUUAUGUACAUACAUUUUGUUCGUAUAUUUUAGAUUUAUUUUUGUUUCAUAUCAUUUAUACAGUUUGAAUAAAAGGCUUGUAAAUGUAUCCAAGUAAAUACAUUGAGCUAUAUGGUUUUUAGUGUUGUAGUUAGCUUAUUAUUUAGGAUUUGUUUUUAUGAAAAUAAAUUGCCAAAGGUAAUUAAAUAUUUCAUGAACUGAAAUUUUUAAAUGUAUUAGUAACAAUAAUCGUUAAAGCUGUUACCCAAUAAUUUUAAGCAGAUAAUUUAAAAAAAUCACAUUUUAUGAAAUAUUUUCUUUUACUUCAUUCAUUCAGGUUCAGAGGGGAGAAAUUAGGUUGUGAUAUUAUUGAACUCUCUGAAUAAUUUAUUGGGAAGGAAUACUACUAAGGGAGAAAAAAAAUAGAUGAAUUGAUAAAUAUAUUCAAGAUACUAGUAUUCAUUUCUCGCUUUAGUAGAAUAUACAUUACUUUCUUUCUCCCUUUAAAAUAAAAUAAUGUAAAAUUAAACAAUUAAAAGUC
Messenger RNA from Argiope bruennichi, 4872 nucleotides. It is a transcript of the gene l(3)mbt, whose product is annotated as lethal(3)malignant brain tumor-like protein 1. The transcript is spliced from 19 exons. The record is from RefSeq and is a predicted model, not a curated record. Gene Ontology annotation, cellular component: nucleus. Lineage: Eukaryota; Metazoa; Arthropoda; Arachnida; Araneae; Araneidae. The coding region runs from base 282 to 3770 and encodes 1162 amino acids. Gene Ontology annotation, molecular function: protein binding; zinc ion binding. Gene Ontology annotation, biological process: regulation of DNA-templated transcription.